AAAAAAAAAAGUUUCAUUGUGAAUUAGUACAAUUUCCUGUCACCAUUCAACGCUUCCAACCUGCUACUCUUAUAAUGAAAUCUGCCCUCAAGUGGGAGGUGCUUGCCAAGUGCAGCACUACCAAAGCCAGGGCUGCUGUCCUCACUUUACCUCACGGUCCUGUCAACGCACCUGUUUUCAUGCCUGUAGGAACUCAGGGCACACUCAAAGGACUCACCCCUGAUCAAAUCAAGGACCUUGGAUGUCAAAUCAUGCUUAAUAAUACCUAUCAUCUGGGCCUUCGACCGGGUCAGGAAUUACUGGAUAAAUGUGGAGGUGCACAUUUAUUUCAAGGCUGGAAUCGUAACUUGCUAACUGAUAGCGGUGGAUUUCAAAUGGUAUCCUUGUUGAAAUUGGCGGAGAUCACAGAGGAUGGAGUUCAGUUUGAGUCACCGCAUGAUGGGUCAUUGAUGUUGUUGACACCAGAACAUUCCAUGUCCCUUCAAAAUUCGAUCGGAGCAGACAUCAUGAUGCAACUGGACGACGUUGUCUCAUCCUUAACAACGGGGCCUCGUGUCGAAGAGGCCAUGUGGAGAUCUAUUCGUUGGCUCGAUAGAUGUAUCAAGGCACACAAGAAGCCCGAAACACAAAAUCUAUUUGCAAUCAUCCAGGGAGGAUUGGACCCGGAGCUCAGGAAGAAGUGUAUUGAAGAAAUGUUAAAGCGCGAUACACCUGGAUACGCCAUUGGAGGGCUCAGUGGGGGUGAAGAAAAAGACAAAUUCUGGAGGGUAGUGACGCUUUGCACAGACUUGAUGCCACGAGAGAAACCCAUCUAUUGCAUGGGAGUCGGUUAUGCGGAAGACCUGGUUGUUUGUGUGGCAUUAGGGGUGGAUAUGUUCGACUGUGUAUUCCCUACGAGAACAGCACGUUUCGGGAAUGCAUUAACAGCAACAGGAACACUCAGCUUGCGCCAGGCAAAGUUCAGGGAUGAUUUUAGGCCGAUCGAGGAAGAUUGCGACUGUGUUACCUGCAAAUCAUACACGAGAGCUUAUUUGUACACGCUGGUGACCAAGGAGACCGUGGGCUGUCACUUGGUCUCGAUUCAUAACACUGCCUAUCAACUCAGACUUAUGAGACAGGUGCGCCAGAGUGUCAUUGAGGACCGGUUUCCACAAUUUAUUCAUAAAUUCUUCAAAGAUUUAUUUAAGGAGAAGGAUGCAUAUCCAAAGUGGGCCGUCAAUGCUCUAAAGAGCGUCAACGUGGAUCUCUUAGCAGGAGAAGAGAGCUGAAUGGUCCUGAAAAAAAAUAAAAAUGAAAAGAAAAAG
Molecule: messenger RNA, 1304 nt
Organism: Lobosporangium transversale
Lineage: Eukaryota; Fungi; Mortierellomycota; Mortierellomycetes; Mortierellales; Mortierellaceae
Product: queuine tRNA-ribosyltransferase
Exons: 4
Coding region: 75-1268 (397 amino acids)
Cellular component (GO): cytosol
Molecular function (GO): tRNA-guanosine(34) queuine transglycosylase activity
Source: RefSeq, a predicted model, not a curated record